Zootoca vivipara (common lizard) is the source of this 5171-nucleotide messenger RNA. It is a transcript of the gene ELAPOR1, whose product is annotated as endosome-lysosome associated apoptosis and autophagy regulator 1. Gene Ontology annotation, biological process: positive regulation of vacuole organization; autophagosome assembly. NCBI's taxonomy places the organism in Eukaryota, Metazoa, Chordata, Lepidosauria, Squamata, Lacertidae. The record is from RefSeq and is a predicted model, not a curated record. Gene Ontology annotation, cellular component: extracellular exosome; lysosome; late endosome.
CCCGCAUCCCAUCUCCGCCUGAGAGCGCUGCUUGCUGCUGGCUGCUCUUGCCGCCGCUGCACCUGUGAGUCGGUGGCCGCCUCAUCCAGACGCGCGGGGAAGCUGAUCGGUGCCUUGGGGCUGCUCCUGCGCCACGAUGGCUGGGGCCGCUGGCGGUGUCCAUCCUUCUCGGCCGGAUACAGCUGGGUGCUGGCGGUGGCUCCCUGGUGCCGAGCUCGGGCGGAGGCGCCUGCCGCUUCUCCUCCUUUCUCUGCUGUUGCUGCUUUGGGCAGGCGCCGCUACUCCGGGAGAGGAGCUGCACGCCUGCAAAGAGUCGGAAUACCAUUAUGAAUACACAGCAUGUGACAGCCAAGGCUCCAGAUGGAGAGUAGCUGUGCCACACAACCCAGGAAUCUGCACCGGCUUGCCAGACCCCAUCAAAGGCACAAAAUGCUCAUUUUCCUGCAAAGCUGGCGAAUUCUUGGACAUGAAGAACCAGUCAUGCAAACCGUGUGCAGAGGGCACGUAUUCCCUGGGCACUGGCAUCAGGUUCGACGAGUGGGAUGAGCUGCCCCAUGGUUUUGACAACAAAGCAACCAACCUUGAAAUUGAUUACAGCUUUUCAGAGUCCUUGGGAAACUGCACCCUGUCAACGUGGAGUCUUAAGGGAGAUUACAUUGCCUCCAACACAGAUGAGUGCACAGCCACUCUGGUGUAUGCUGUUAAUCUGAAGCAAUCUGGCACCGUCUCCUUUGAGUACAUCUACCAAGACAGCAGCAUCGUCUUUGAGUUCUUUAUUCAGAAUGACCAGUGCCAGCCAACUGUAGAGGAGUCACGAUGGAUGAGAACCACAGAGAAAGGGUGGGAGACACACACUGUGGAGCUGAGUCAGGGCAACAAUGUUCUGUUUUGGAGAACGACAGCCUUCUCUGUGUGGUCCAAAACUCCCAAGCCUGUGUUGGUGAGGAACAUUGAGAUUACAGGAGUAGCCUUCACUUCUGAAUGCUUUCCCUGCAAGGCAGGCACCUACACAGCCAAAUUAGGUUCUUCCUUCUGCCAGCCAUGCCCAACAAACUCCUACUCCAGCAAAGGAGCUACUUCCUGCCACCAGUGCGAGCCAGCAAUGUACUCAGAACCAGGUUCAGCAUCAUGCAAGCCACGCCCAGCUUGCACAGAUAAGGAUUAUUUUUAUACUCAUACAGCCUGUGAUACCAAUGGAGAGACUCAGUUAAUGUAUAAGUGGGCCGAACCAAAGAUCUGCAGUGAGGAUCUCCCCGGUUCUGUAGAACUGCCUGCUUCUGGCAUUAAAACGACAUGCCCACCUUGCAAUCCUGGUUUUUUCAAGACAAACACCAGUUCCUGUGAGCCCUGCCCAUACGGAUCAUAUUCAAAUGGGUCUGGUUGCAUCAACUGCACCGUUGGGACUGAACCAGCUCUAGGCUUUGAAUACAAAUGGUGGAACACGCUGCCAGCAAACAUGGAGACGACGGUCCUCAGUGGAACCAGUUUUGAAUAUAAGGGAAUGGCAGGGUGGGAAGUAGCUGGCGACUACAUCUACACAGCAGCAGGAGCCUCUGACAAUGACUUCAUGAUACUGACACUGGUGAUUCCUGGGUUCAGUUCCCCACAAUCGGUGAUGGAGGACUCCGAAAGUAAAGAGAUUGCAAGAAUCACAUUCGUCUUUGAAACGAUCUGCAGUAUGAGUUGUGAGCUUUAUUUCAUGGUGGGUGUCAAUUCCAGAACCAACACCCCUGUGGAAACCUGGAUUGGCUCGAAGGGAAAGCAAUCCUACACCUACAUCAUUGAAAAGAACGCCACCAUGAGCUUCACGUGGGCCUUCCAAAGAACAGCAUAUCAUGAGCCGGGAAGAAAAUACACCAACGAUGUUGCCAAGCUGUACUCUAUCAAUGUGACCAACGUCAUUGAAGGCGUAGCGUCAUACUGCCGGGUGUGCGCUCUGGAAUCCUCGGGCUCGUCCUGUACUUCCUGCCCACACGGCCACUACAUUGACAGAAGCUCUGGGGGCUGCUAUCCGUGUGCAGCAAACACGUACCUGAAAGCUCACCAGCCCUACGGCAGCCAGGCCUGCAUCCCUUGUGGCCCCGGCACAAAAAACAACCCGAUCCAUUCUCUUUGUUACAGUGACUGUCACCUCUCAGUCAUCGCGGACGGCAGGACUCUGGAGUAUGACUUCUCAGCACUGUCUAAUAGCACAUCCUUUUUGGUGGGGCCCAGUUUUACCACCAAAGGGCUAAAGUAUUUUCACCACUUCAACAUCAGCCUCUGUGGGAAUCAUGGAAGGAAGAUGGCAACCUGCACGGAUAAUGUCACAGAGAUGCACAUCCUGGGCAAAGAGACAGAGUUCUCCAAAUCAACUUCCUCCUAUGUGUGCCAGUCCAUCAUUGUCCCCUCUGAUGUCAUGGCUUACAAAUCAGUGGUGUCUUCACAACCCGUGAGCCUGGCAGACCGCUUUGUAGGAGUAACAAGGGAGACCACUCUGGACAACAUCACUUCUUUUCCCGACUAUUUCCCUGCAGAGAAUGUGGGCUUACCGGAUAUAAUAUUUUUUUACAGAUCCAGUGAUGUGACUCAGACUUGUAGUGCUGGGAGAGCUACUGCCAUUAGAGUGAGAUGUGAUCCUCUAAAACCCCAUUCUGGAGUGCUCUCUGUGCCGAGCAAGUGCCCUGAAGGAACCUGUGACGGAUGCACUUUCCAUUUCUUGUGGGAGACGGUUGAAGCCUGCCCCCUCUGUUCUGCAGAUGACUACCAUGCUAUCAUCAGCGCCUGUGUUGGAGGGAUUCAGAGAACCACGUAUGUAUGGAGGGAGCCCAAGCUGUGUUCGGGGGGCAUUUUGCUCCCAGAUCAAAAAGUCAGCAUUUGCAAAGCCAUGGACUUCUGGCUCAAAGUGGGCAUCUCGGCGGGGACUUGUGCUGCUAUCCUGCUGACUGCAAUGACUUGCUACUUCUGGAAGAAAAACCAGAAGUUGGAGUAUAAAUAUUCCAAGCUGGUGAUGAAUUCCAGUGCCAAGGACAGUGAGCUGCCAGCUGCUGACAGUUGUGCCAUUAUGGAGGGGGAAGAUGCAGAGGAUGACCUGAUAUUCACAAGCAAGAAUUCUCUCUUUGGCAAAAUAAGGGCUUUCACCACAAAGGCUUCUCUUAGGUACAGUCAGGCAUGGCAGGAGUCUGUGUGUAGGUCUGUUCUCAAUAAGCUAAGAGGAGGAGUCUUCCAGAGAACAUCUGAUGGCUUUGACUCGGUCCCACUGAAGACCUCCUCUGGCACCACUGACAUGGAUCUUUAGGAAUGGAUUGCCCACCUCCCACCUGCAGGAUGCUUUGGGAGUUCUCCUUGGUUAAUCCCUGCACUUUGAUGAACUUGCCAUGUGGCCUUAUUGGAUACACUUUUAACUUCAGCUUCUUACUGUACUUUUUUAAAACCGAAAAUUUUAACAUUCCCUCCCGAAACAAAACCAUGCCAAAUACAACUGUGCUUUUAAAAUUAUAUGUAGAUAUAUAUUUGUAUGUUUCCUGCGCCUACCCACUCUUCUGUACUGCUUUUGGGUUUUACCUCUUUAACAAAAGUUGUUCUAUGCUGGUGACAAUAACUGUCUUUCCUCUCUCCCCUAACACCAGAAAUGUGUAAAACAGCCCAAGAUAUCAUUGCCAUUAAUUAAUUCAGACCAUUGAGGCAGGCUCCUAAGUCUCCAAUCCUUACCUGGGGGAAGUAUAUAUGCGCAGCUGCUCUGUAAAUGUUCAUUUCAUUUUAACACCAACUUGACUUAUACUUUCUCAGUGUGCUAAAGCAGCAACGAUAUUUUGUCAAACAGUAGUGAGGCUUGCCUGCCUCAUUAAGAACCUUUCAGAAGAGAUGCAGUGUAUUGGGCUCAAAUUGCAAAGUUCUGCACUCCAGUCUCACUUUUACAGGAUGACUGUUUCUUAUGCCAGAGCAGUCUGCAAUGACUUUGCAAGUGACAAUUCCAUUAAAGGCUCCCUAAAUUCCAUCAUAGCAGAAUCUGCAUGUGGUCCAGUCUGGAAAGAGUAUACUUCAAUCAUUUAGAAAGGGUAUGAUUUAAACAUGGAAAGGAUUAUGGCCUAGAUAGAGCAGCUGGAUUUUCCUCAUCUGUUUGUAUAGCGAUGACUUAUGGAGAAAUGCUGUACAGUCUUGCAUCUUGUUUGUAGACCUUUAGUUUUAAAACAAUAAGGGAAUCAUUUAUCCCUGUGCUGACUUUCUCCAAUACUUGAAAACUCUGAUCCUAGGAUAUUGGGGCAGCGGGUGUUAUUUUUUAUGUGACUUCAGAAUUACCAUCCAGGAAAAUGUCUCCCUUUUGGCCAGGCAUCCCCAAACUUCGGCCCUCCAGAAGUUUUGGACCACAAUUCCCAUCUUCCCUGACCACUGGUCCUAUUAGCUAGGGAUCAUGAGAGUUGUAGGCCAAAACAUCUGGAGGGCCGCAGUUUGGGGAUGCCUGCUAUUGUCCGUGUCCCAUUGGAACACUUUCCUUUGGAGGAACAAAAGUAUAAUACUUUACACAGUAUCAAGAAUCAGGCAGAACUUCCAGCACAAUUAUCCUGCAUGAGCACCAGAAGAAUUAAUACUUGCUUCUUUUCAAGUUAUGUGAAUUACAGGUGUUAGAUCAGUGGCUGUGAUUAUCAAGUAUGCCAUGGCAAAUAGAGGCCGGAGAUUAACAGUCAACCAUUUCCCUGUCAGGCCCAAGGAUGAGUGGAAAAGCUUUUAGAAAAAAAGCUCUCGACCAUGAAUUACAGAAUUCAGCUUAAAGCAAAUCCAGCUCCUCAACUUUCACUGGGGAAAUAGGUAACAUGUUUAUCAUUUUAUGCAAUUUCCUAGCCUGAUCUUUAUCCAGAAAUAUCCCUUCCUACCCCUGGACAGCCCUCUGUUGUUGUUUUUUUUACAAUUCUUCCUCAUGUAAUUUUGUGAAGGCCUAGGCAUGCAAAUUUCUUAUUUGGCAAACAGUGAAGAAAUAAUUAGGUUUUGUUUUUUAUAUCCAGUGUUAUAUCCAAACACAGCCACUGAAUACAUUACAAAUGGCUGCUCCUGAAUUCAGUCAGCAUUACUGACAACUGCCAAGCCAAUGUUGACUGAUUUCAUCUCUGUUUCUUUUGGCAGGUUAAAAUAUAAAGUAUAAGCACUUCUGUCAGGGAGUUGUUGUGGCUACUCCCGAGUAAAGACGCUCCAGUCCG